Molecule: messenger RNA, 1041 nt
Organism: Penicillium argentinense
Lineage: Eukaryota; Fungi; Ascomycota; Eurotiomycetes; Eurotiales; Aspergillaceae
Exons: 4
Source: RefSeq, a predicted model, not a curated record
AUGACUCUGUCACCACGAAAUUCGGAGGCCGACGCCGGCCCCCGGCUGCUCAGGGAUAUCUGGGCGCUGACGGCCGUGGCGAGCGUGAUUUUGAUAUUGAGGAUCAUUGCGAAAUUGAGAAUCGGGAAAUUUGCGGUGGAUGAUCUGCUUAUGACUUUUGCACUGUUCUCGGCUUUAGUCGGAUCGACCUUGCUCACGAUCGCCAUCAAGAAUGGAUUCGGUCGGCGAGUGGUGGAUAUCAAUAGGCCCAAGGUGCCGGAGAUCAUCAUGUAUGAUUACCUAGCGCAGACAUUCGGUCUUGCGGGUGGGACGUUGGGUCGAAUGUCGUUCAUCAUCUUCAUUGCGGGAUUGCUUGUCCAGAGAUGGUCGCAGAAGGUUGCGCUGUGGGUACUGGCUCUCUUGCAAGUGAUUGUCAACACGGUGUUUGUUAUUAUCAUCUUUGCGCAGUGUCCUAGCCACACGUCGGCGAUUUGGGAUAACUCGGGGAAGAACAAGUGCUGGGAUUUGCGAGUGCAGACCUAUUAUGGAUAUUUCCAGGGAGCGUUCAACUCAGCCACUGACCUAUACCUUGCCGUAUUCUCGACCUAUAUCUUCUGGAACCUGAACUUAAAACUGCGAGUGAAGUUGGGACUGGUCACACUAUUGGGGAUGGGGAUAUUUGCCAUGGCCGCAGCAAUCGUCAAAACCGUCGAAACCCACGUCCUCGGAACCUCCAGCGACCCGACCACCGCAACUGUCAACUACGACUGCUGGCUCUACAUCGAAACCUAUCUCGUCAUAAUCACCGCGUCUAUCCCCUGUAUUCGGUCUCUGCUAAGAUCGAUGAAGAGUCGCAAACUCAACAGCGGACACACGCAUGAGCUUAGCUCUAGAUAUGUGGUCGGAUCAGGACAUAAGGCCAGGGCGCGAAGGCGUGAGUCGUCACUCGAUGGGAAGAGAAUAAUCAACGUUUCGGAGGGAAAUGUAACUCAGGAUAAUAUUGAGCGGGGAGAUGGUCAGUAUGAGGCUCCUGAGUCCCGGCAGUCAAGGGAGUCGGUGGUU